AUGAGCUUUACUGCCGUCACCGCAACAGUGGCGGUAGGCCUUUCCCUAAACGAUGGAGUAAUGUUUUCUAUCGCCACACCAGAAGAUUUGAGUGGCCACUUGGUCUCUGACCUAUGUCAUGAGUGCUUCAAGUUCAAGAUUGCCUGGACUAGCGGUCACGGCCAAGACGAUCUAGGUGGCGGGAUCCCUACUUCUCGGCUGUGGGCACCUAAUUGUUUCGACGGUAGGUUUAUGGCUGUGUUGUUCAGUGAUCUUCUGGAACAACACCCACUGAAUGAACAAAGGGUAAGAGUAAACGUGAGAAUGAGCGACGGCACCGAACGACCUGCGGCCCGUCACUCCCAUGGAAUGCAUCGACCUACCCGAGUUUGUGUGAGAGGCGGCUUCCCGGAGAAGGGUGGAAUGCGCGCCACCAUCCUCGUGUCCCCUUGUCGUGGGUCUCUGGGUCUAGGCCGAGUCCUACCAAGACACGUUAAUCAAGAAAUUGGUCGCUCGGGAACGAAAAUGAUUCAUACACUCAGAAAGGGUCUAGAUAAACAUGAUCAAUUAGGUUACAAACAGAACAGUGCGCUCAACGAUGGAGAAGUCCAGUUGCAAUCAAUUCGGACAGUGCAUCAAAAUCGAGACAUAUCCUCGUGGGCUAUCCGUUCCGUCAUCGUUCUUGUAGUUUGA
Messenger RNA from Guyanagaster necrorhizus, 672 nucleotides. RefSeq lists its product as uncharacterized. The transcript is spliced from 7 exons. The record is from RefSeq and is a predicted model, not a curated record. NCBI's taxonomy places the organism in Eukaryota, Fungi, Basidiomycota, Agaricomycetes, Agaricales, Physalacriaceae. The coding region runs from base 1 to 672 and encodes 223 amino acids.